Molecule: messenger RNA, 1138 nt
Organism: Phyllostomus discolor (pale spear-nosed bat)
Lineage: Eukaryota; Metazoa; Chordata; Mammalia; Chiroptera; Phyllostomidae
Exons: 2
Coding region: 26-934 (302 amino acids)
Source: RefSeq, a predicted model, not a curated record
UCUGGAACUGCUGACACCUCUCUUCAUGGGGCAGACAGGCGAGUUAAAGUUACCUUACAAAGAGCAGAGGACUCCCAGCUGGCAGGCUCAGUGCCAGGGCCCUCACCUCACAGAGUCCCGCCCAGUCUGGGGGAGUUUGCCCAGGAGUCUGGUGGAGUUGGGUCUCGAACCCAGGUCUGCACGUAAAAAAAUAAGGGAAGUGGAUCAUUCCCAGAGGGGUCCCAAUAACCUAUCUGCUCCUGUGCCUCUGUGUCUUGGUCUUCCAGUGCCCGUGGCAUGGUGUGGUGGCAGCUGCUGCCCCUGCCCCCCCCACCCCCGCAGCUGUCCCCUCUCCAUAGCAGCCCUGGGGCAGAGGUGGCCUCUGCCUGCAAAGGCCAUCAGACCACCCAGCUGCAUUGCUCCUCAACACCAGACGCAGCCACGGCCAGGAGGGAGGCGCUGCAGCUGGGCAGCCACCCUGGUUGCCAGGCUAACGCUGCCUUCACACUGGUCUCCCAUCUCUUGCCUUAAUGCGGUGUGGCCCCACACCCCAGGGAGCUCUGGCUCCACACCCAGCAGUACUACGUGUGAUUGCCAUGGGGUUGGGGUGGACUCCAGAGGGGUCUGGGUGAAACUGUGGGGAGGACAGAGGUAUCAUGGGAAACGGGAAGUGGAGCUCUCAGGGUGGCUGAAAGUGAGGCCCGGUGUGCAAGCUGUCAGGGAGCUCGAACUCCGUAGACAGUGGUCACAGCACCGCUGUCUGUCAUGCAACGUGUGGAGACACUCUGUCCUUGGGCUUGGAGGAUGGCUUCUCAGGGUGAGCCACAAGUUAGGGGGCAACUGUCUGGAAGAGCGACAGGAAAGCUGCCUGCCCCUGAGAUGGUGCCGUCUUCCUGGAGAGGGUUGGGGGGGCGGGAUGCAACCCACACUGUCCUGUGCAAUGAAGAAAUCAUGAAAACGGGCCCGAGGAAUGGCCCCGUUAGGAACUGCUGCCUACAGAACGUGGUGCCCGUGACCCCUGUCCACAGCCGCAGUGGACAGUUGGCUUGGUUCUCUCCAGCCACAUGGGGACAAAAAGAAUCAUUUGCAUUGCAGAGAUUUUAUACAUAUAUUUUGUUUGUAAUGAGCCUUUCUCAAUAAAUGUUAUUCUUCUGCAAAA